UUCAUCCAGGCAUCAGAACACAAGCUUUUUGCCAUGAUUCCUUUGUCGUUGGACUCGACCAUUCGUCAGACCAAGUAUCUUCGAUUGGAUUGCUUUGUCGUUGACAGCUUCUUGGACAUCAGGAAUUAUUUGGCAAGCUCUGAGGUCCUUUUUGACCCUUUGCGCUGCCCAGACCUGAUCCUCUACGCACGUGACAAGGACGAACUGCUUCGGCAGCUUCACAGUUGCCAAGCGCCGCAGCUGGAAUCCGUCAGCAAGUUAGUGGUAACCUUUCUGACAUCCUUUGAGAAUGCAGCGUCCAAGAUGCUGACCGGUGAUGAGUACCAGGUUUUCUUCCACCUCUUCAUCCUCUAUGACUGCCUGGUAAAGUUGCAUUACAUCAGAGAUGGUGGUCGGCGUUUCUUGCACCUGCCAAAACAUGUUUUCCGAGUGGUGUCCGAUGAGGUUUGCCACAAAUUGAGAGCUCAGCUGCCUGAUGUACCCACAGAGAGGAGUAAAUGGAGUUUUGAUGGGACAUCUCCAUGGAAUUGCCCCUUUUUGCUAUCAGCAUACCUGCAUCAGUUUCGCACGUGUAUUGCUGCAGAGACGGAUCCGGAAUUGGCUUCCAUGUUUCAAGCCACCAUGGACCCUCUGCAAGUGCCACGAAGCGUGGAAACUAUGCGGUUGAUUCUAGAGCGAGCAGGGGCGACCCAAAUUCAUCAUCAGAUAUUUUGCUGUGUUUCAGAAGGUGGAAUCUUAGACGCUCAUCCUGCACAUGAAAUCAAGAGUGUACUUGAGUUAUAUGGCGAUGGGUUGGAAGAAGCAACAACUCCCCAUGAGAAACAGUGUCUCAAGGUUCCCCUUCCUUUGGAACCUGGUGAAAAGGCGGUCGGAGAGAAAUCGAGCGCAAGAUUUGGUCAAGUUCUGCGUGCUUUGCUAGUGGCCAAGUUCCCGGUCCUUCUGCGAUGCAGAGAUGGAAGAAGGACGGCAGCAGUGGCCACAUUGCUUCGGUUCAUCACAGAUGAAGUAGAAGUGAGUUCCAUUAUGUUGCAAAAGUGGUUGCAAGCUUGGGAUAUGCUGGAUGCUCUGGGCAUGCUUCACUUAUUGCCUUGCGAUGAUCAGUUGAGAACACGAGCCAAUGCAGAGAAGGUCCAUGCAAAGUGGCUCCAAGAGAAGAUCGGCAUGGGCUGUGGCUUAAGCUGGGAGGAGCUUCAACAACUCCGUAUCAAGCUGAGAGGAACUCCGACCAAACCUGUGCCUGUCCAUUUCAGCUUGAUCAAAGGUGAGCCAGACCAGACCUGCCGUGCAUUCACGCAGUCAGAGCUUGUGAUCCUUGAGCAGCAUUUCUUGAGCCCCAAACUUUGGCCAAACUUGAGGCCCAAGGGCGUCUUUGUGACAGGCCUGCCUGGUGCUGGGAAGAGCAGCCUCUUGCAGGAAGUGCUGUCGCACUUGGACAUAGAGCUGCAGGAUGUGGUGAAUCUGGAUGUGGACGAAAUUCGAAGAUUCCAUGGUCAGUACCAGGAGGAAGCCCAGAAACUAUCUUGGUCGGAGCUUGCAGAGCCAGCAGAUGCGAUCAAUUUCCAAUCUUAUCAAGGGCUGGCAGGUUGGUUUCAUGCUGGAGUAGAUGCAGAGAAGAUUCUAUAUCAAGGCCCGAACUCUGUGGUGUCUCAGCUGAUGGGAAAGCGAUGUCAUUUUGUUUUGCCCGGAAUCUUUGAUGAACCGGGGACGUUGGAGUUCAUGCGCUUCGUGGCGAGUGCUGGCUAUGAGGUGCACUUGGUUGGCAUCCAUGUGUCCCCUGAGACGGCGCAGGAGCGGGUGGAGACGCGUGCAGAUAGAUCAGGUCGUGCGAGUCGUGACACGUGUGCGGCCGCCCUGCUCCAGCAGUUUAUGAAGCUUGCGGAUUUCGUCAAGCAGAAAGGUGGCGUGGUCGCCCUUUAUGACAACGAAGCUUCGAACGCUGACAGCUGCCCUUUGCAUCCGCUGUAUUGGAAUGGAGUACUCCGCGAUGCUGAGACCUGCCGCUGGUGGGGUUUGGCCUGACCGACUGCACGGAUUUCCACAGUGACAAAAGGCUGAUGUGGGAACUGUGUGCUUGAAAGAAUGAAACCGGGGAUGCGCAUCUUUCAUGUACCGCUACAUGUGAGGUGCUUUUGAUUUAAGCGUCUUGUGCACGCCCCCGCCUCUCAGCCACCUGUGCUGCCUUAGUAGGUGCCGUAGCCACCUUGUGUUCCGGGCAUUUUGCGAUGAACGGUCCCCCCGACUUGGUGAGACCCUUCCGACUCGUAGCGAUUGCCGCUUUGAGGGACCGUUUUCGUCGAAGUCCAUCGAGUUCCAGUGGAGCGAAGCUUCGAGAGCACAAAAAUGCUCGCAGGCCUAAAAGUUGCUUCACAACGCCACUCACAAGAACUAUAUCAGG
Durusdinium trenchii is the source of this 2395-nucleotide messenger RNA. The record is from the annotation of a GenBank genome assembly. Lineage: Eukaryota; Dinophyceae; Suessiales; Symbiodiniaceae.